Messenger RNA from Liolophura sinensis, 2681 nucleotides. RefSeq names its product latent-transforming growth factor beta-binding protein 1-like. Bases 16 to 1422 code for a protein of 468 amino acids. NCBI's taxonomy places the organism in Eukaryota, Metazoa, Mollusca, Polyplacophora, Chitonida, Chitonidae. The transcript is spliced from 8 exons. The record is from RefSeq and is a predicted model, not a curated record.
AUUGUUCAUCGCAAUAUGCACCAGUGUUGGUCUCCUUUCAUUUCAGUGCAACUCGUUGACUUGCACACCGCCUGUGACCCGGAAAACGAUACACAAGUGUGCCCCGACAGCUCCACCUGCCGGAUCUUUGGCUGCUCCGCCCAUGUCUGUACAUGCGACAAUGGGACGUCACCUAAUGCAAUGGAAGACAAGUGUGUGAGACCUGCUGAAAUUGGAGACCAGUGUGACGAGGGUAAUCGCUGUGUGGGUUUUCGAGUCUCUUGCAUUCGAGGACGCUGCGGCUGUGGAGAAGGAUUGGAGGCCGUCGAAAACAGUUGUGCAGUUCGUUACGAAGGGUUCGCCCCUAAAUUGCUGGGCCAGAGCUGCAUGAGCCGGACGGAUUGUGAUCAGUCCUACUUCGUCGACUGCGUGGACGAGAAGUGUCAAUGUGACCGAGCCAUAGGUUUUCGUGAGCCCACCAACGAUGAGAGAUACCUUCAGCCAACUUACACAAACGCAUUUCAGUGCAGAUCCGAUGCGCUGUCUUUAGAUCGAGUGGAUAAAAGCUGUUCCACUGUCAAAACCGUGCUUGUUGGAGACGUGUGCUGUGAAUUGCUUACAAAAUGCCCUGACAAUGCCACCCCGUCUAAUAGCUCUUGUGACGAUGAUGGUAAUCUAUGCUGUCGGUGCGACCACGGUUAUGCCCCGAACUCAGAUAACACCAAAUGCCUUCCACUUGUGGAGUUAGGAGAGAGCUGUGGUGAAACCGUGGCGGUUUGUCGUGGCAGUCCUUCCGUCCUACGCUGUGACAGUAACACAGAAAAAUGCAUAUGUGGCCAGGACCUUGUCGUCAGUGACCCAAAUGCAGACCAUAAAUGGUGCGUUCCUGAACCUGCAGGCAUUUUGGUAUCACGAAGCCUAGGAGAGGAGUGCUCGAUGUCAUUCAUGACCACUUCUUUUAAAGUCUGUUCCCGAGACUACGAACAAAACUGCGUGGGCGGCGUGUGCACGUGCCGUACGGCGUUUAAGUUAAGACCAGCCACUCCAUAUGAGAUCUAUGAGGACUACACGAGUGACAGACAAUGUCGGCCAGAUUCCAGUGUUAAUGGAACAAGAACAGACUGGUGUCAUGAUGCACAGCCCCUUGUCGAUCAAGAGGCGAUUGACAGCCAGGAAAGAAUGUUAUUCCUUCACAGAACUCUUCCGAUACUGCUUGGAGGUGUGGCCUUCUCCAUCUUGCUGAUUGUUGGUUUCGUUGUCUAUAGACGGAGAAAACGCGCACGCGCCAUGGCUCAGCGUGAUGACAUAUCCAUGUCAUCUUUCGGUUCCUCCGGAUCGGAAAGCCCAUUGGAUGACAACGAUGUCCUCAGACGCGUGGGCAGAUUCCGGGACGACCGUAACUGGAUGAUGAACUCCCAACACUUUAACCCUACAACGCGCUGAAAUCGCUGAUCAUAUUUCUUGUAUAACCCUAUCACGUAUACAUCAGAUUAUUAUGUUUGGACAUAUGGCUUCUCAGGGACCUGCGUGUGCAUCUGCGAACAUUGUUCCCCUGUUAAGACAAAACAGAUCGGUCUAAUCUUUUGUUCUUUUGUGUUAUACGUCACUGAUGUUUGUAUAAUUUUGCUCGUGCAGUAAGUGCACAGGCAAGUGAUGGUGUGUUUAACACAACUUGGAACUGUCUAGUGUAAGCGGGAAAUGUUGUGGUAUCAAGCUUAUUGUUAAAUAAUUCUCACUAUGUAUCAUUUUUUUUUUAAUCUACGCUUCCAGACUGUCCAAGAUCUAUUGUUAAAUGAUUCUCACUAUAUGUCAUUUUUUUCUUAAUCUGCCAUGCUAGGCCUUGCAGUUGUCGAUACACAAAUUUGCCACAUAAUAGUUAAUAUGUGGCAUGUUAAUUGCGAAAUGUAAGCAUCACAUUGUACAGACCAGACAAGAAACAAAAAUGGUCUCUUCGCAUCCGGGGUUUUUCAGUGACGUAAUUAUGGGUUAGGGCUGAUACUGAAACAGUGUACUCUUUUAUAAUCGUAGUGACAGUUAUAUGUCGGUGCUAUUAGAAUCAGCUGUCACGUGUCCCGUAUAAAUGUUCUUUGCUCUGACUUUGAUAGGAUUCAGACUUUGACGAUUUUUUUAGGUUUUUACUCCAUUUUACGUUUUUCUUCCCUUUAAGACAAAACAAAUUCUAUAUCAAGUUCACCUGCCUAAGUUCACUUGCUUCCAGUCAGAAAGAUAAUCUCAGUCAGGAAUCUUUGCUUCGCAAUAUAUAGUCGCCCUCCCUCCUCCAACAUGUGCUUACAGUUCACAUGCUUCUAAGCUCUUCGCUAUGAAUGAUAGCCUUAUGUCACACUACAAUUUUUGAAGAGGAAUUUAACGGUUUAUGGUUAAACGUAUCGCAACUUGGUCAUGUUUUUUUCUAUGUUAAUACAAAUUAUACUGUUAUGCAUUCAAACAUAUACCUGUAUAUCAUAUACCAAAGAAUGUUUCAUUUUUGUAAAUGCGCGGUUCUGUGGCUUUGAAUGAGUUAAUUGCAUGGCAUAUUUUGGCCUACUUUUUUUUUUAGAUGUAAAUGUAUUUUUUCCCCAACCGCUAAGAUGUUAAUGGCAUAAUUGCAAUAUUUUUGCAAUUAAUAAUGUUCCAUAGUUUUUCCAAUAACUUAAUUUCAGAUGAGAAUUUUUCAAUAAAAAUGUAAUUCUUACAUAAAAAAA